This is a messenger RNA of Miniopterus natalensis, 819 nucleotides long. Lineage: Eukaryota; Metazoa; Chordata; Mammalia; Chiroptera; Miniopteridae. The record is from RefSeq and is a predicted model, not a curated record.
CACUCGCGCGCACGGACCCGCGCGGGGACGCCUCGGAAGGCGCUGGGUUCCACGGACGAGAUGCUGCUGCUGGCGAGAUGUCUGCUGGCCUUGGUCGUCUCCUGGCUGCUGGUGUGCCCGGCGCUGGCGUGCGGACCCGGCAGGGGGUUUGGAAAGAGGCGGCACCCCAAAAAACUGACCCCUUUAGCCUACAAGCAGUUCAUCCCCAACGUGGCCGAGAAGACCCUAGGGGCCAGCGGAAGAUACGAAGGGAAGAUCUCCAGGAACUCGGAGCGGUUUAAGGAACUCACCCCCAAUUACAACCCCGACAUAAUAUUUAAAGAUGAAGAGAACACCGGAGCCGACCGGCUGAUGACUCAGAGGUGUAAAGACAAGCUAAACGCUUUGGCCAUCUCGGUGAUGAACCAGUGGCCGGGAGUGAAGCUGAGGGUGACCGAGGGCUGGGACGAAGACGGCCACCACUCGGAGGAGUCGCUGCACUACGAGGGGCGCGCGGUGGACAUCACCACGUCCGACCGUGACCGCAGCAAGUACGGGAUGCUGGCGCGCCUGGCGGUGGAGGCCGGCUUCGACUGGGUGUACUACGAGUCCAAAGCGCACAUCCACUGCUCCGUGAAAGCAGGUGAGUGGCGGGGGCCCUCCCGCAGCCCCCACUGCGUGCGCACGACACCCCUGCACCAGCUCCAGGUCCGCCCACCAGGGGUCACCUGUGAGCCCCGCGGCCUGAUUCCAGGCAAAGCCAACGAAGGCUUAAGAAUCAACCGUCCCACCCCCACGCCUGCCCCCGCCCCCGAAGGGGCGGCUGUGUCCACAGGGUAA